Molecule: messenger RNA, 2434 nt
Organism: Chrysoperla carnea
Lineage: Eukaryota; Metazoa; Arthropoda; Insecta; Neuroptera; Chrysopidae
Gene: RhoGAP5A
Product: N-chimaerin
Exons: 6
Coding region: 208-1680 (490 amino acids)
Biological process (GO): regulation of GTPase activity; signal transduction
Molecular function (GO): GTPase activator activity
Source: RefSeq, a predicted model, not a curated record
CGCCAUUGCAAAAGAAAAUUUUUGUAAACAAAUUAGAAUAAACACAGCCAUGAACUGUCAAAUGUUGACAAUAACUACUCAAAUGACAUAUUAUUAUUAAUUUAAAAUGUUUAUAAAAUUAUUAUUAGAUAUUAUGUUACAAAAAUAUUACAUUCACUUGAAAUAAAUUAUUUUAAUUUUAAUUUCUUAUCAAUUAAGUGUAACAAAAUGCCGUCUGAACAAGAAGCAACACUUCAAAGUGUAUGGAAACCAGAAUUAUAUCGGAUGCAAUUGGAGGCACCUACACCAAAAUCAGUACCAUGUACCGAAUUUAUUCCAGAUCAAUGUGAAACAUUAUUUGAAGGAUAUGAAUACCAUGGUCUUAUCACACACAUACAAGCUGUUCAAUUAUUGGACACGGAACCAGAGGGUGCAUAUUUGGUACGACGUAGUUCUUCGGCGAAUGGACAAUUUUAUACGUUAUCUUUAAAAUUUAACAAUAAAAUUCAUCAUUACAAAUUGUAUUAUGAAAAUGGCAAAGGAUUCUAUGUACGUGAAAAACGUUAUGAAACUGUUCGACAAUUGGUGGCCGAUGGUCUUGUAACAAUGUACCUAGAAUUAAAAGUACCAACAUUGUUACAACGUUUGGAUACCGCUGUCAAUUAUCAAGAAAGUCCAUACAUGACAUUAAAUAAACGUAAAUUGAAAAUUCUCUCUAAACAUUCCACGAAGGCAGCUAACAAGACAACAAUUACAACAUCACCAACAAAACGUGGUGACGGACAAAAUAAUCGUCCACCAAUAAUUAGUGUACCAACACCAGCUCCCACAAUUGGUGGUUUUCCAUAUGGAUCUGGUGGAGAAAUCACACCAACUGAACCAUUAGCUCUCUUUGAAAAACCACACGCAUUUCGUGUGAAUACAUUUAAAGGUUUGAAUUGGUGUGAAUUAUGUGGAAACUUUUUAUGGGGUUUUACACAACAGGGUGUUAAAUGUGAAGAUUGUGGUUUUAUUGCCCACGUAAAAUGUUCGAAUUCUGUACCAGCUGAUUGUGUACCAGACUUAAAAAAAUUACGUGGUGUAUUUGGUAUUGAUUUAACGAAUGUGUUGGCAUCACGUAAAGCUACGUUACCAUUUGUUAUUGUUAAAUGCGUUGCGGAAAUUGAAGCGCGUGGUUUAACGUGUGAGGGUAUUUAUCGUUUAUCUGGUUUUGCCGAUGAAAUUGAAGCAUUAAAAAUGGCAUUAGAUACAGAUGGUGAACAUGCUGAUUUAAGUGAAUCAUCAUACAGCAACAUAAAUGUAGUAGCCGGUGCAUUAAAAUUAUAUUUACGUUUGUUACCAGUUCCACUGAUAACAUUCUCUGCGCAUCCCUCAAUGAUACAAGCAACACGUCGUAAACAAUUACCCGAUCAAUUAAAUGGUAUACGUGAUUCUCUAACAUUAUUACCAACCGCACAUUAUCAUACGUUACAGUAUUUAUUAGAACAUUUACAACGUGUUUCACAACAUCAAGCCAUUAAUAAAAUGAGUGCACAUAAUUUGGCAACAGUGUUUGCACCAACGCUAAUUGGACCACCGCAUAUGGCUGCAACCGGUGAUAAUAUGGCAGCUUCACAAUAUAAUAAUGGACCACCAGAUAUCUCAUCGGAUAUUUUUUUAAUUGAAUUACUGAUUACACAUUGUAUGAAAAUAUUUCAGUAGUAUUCAGAAAAAAAGACGAAAUGUUUACCUAUAUAGCAUUGAUUUCGAUGAAAAUUUGGGAUUAAGCUUCGUUCACCUUCUAGAUUAAAAAGAAAAAGAAAAGUUAUAUGGUGCCUAACCACCCCUUCAAAGCGGUGGAAAAAUAUAUAUGUUGAAAAUGGUAACAGAAGGCAAUAUAACGAUGAAAUCUAAGCAAAAAGUUCCAUCUAAGUAUAUUUCGACUAAGUCAAUACUUUCUGAGUUAUUGGCGAUUGAAAUUCGGAAUAUUUAACGUUAAAUAACUGAAAAAUUUGACGUUUUUUGAAAUAAGUAUAUCAUAUGAAGUAAGUAGGAAGUUUUCGAAAUAUACUUAAAUGAUACUUUUUGCUUAGAUUUCAUCGCUCUAUUGACUUCCGUUGCCUUUUUCCACCGCUUCGAAGGGUUGGUUGCCACCUUCUAGGAAAAAGCAUAUAACUUUUGAUCUAGAUGGUGAACAAAGCUUAAUCCUAAAUUUGCUGGUCAAUCGGAGCAAUAGGAAAGAAUGUAGAAGGAGUUUAACGGUAUAUUUUCAGAUUCCAAUUAGACUAUGCGUACAAAUAAAAACGUACUACGAUUAAUUUAAUGAUCAAAUAUUAAUCAUGUGUGCUUCCCUCUUCUUUUUAAUUUCAUUACCGACUAAGAUUUCUUGUAACUUGUUUAAUUCACUCACAGAUUACAGACCAUUUCGAAACUUACAUUUUAUUUUAAAGAUAAUUCUAUACGUAAUGUGAAAAUU